Molecule: messenger RNA, 2343 nt
Organism: Adineta steineri
Lineage: Eukaryota; Metazoa; Rotifera; Eurotatoria; Adinetida; Adinetidae
Source: the annotation of a GenBank genome assembly
AUGCGUCAUCGUACCUGUAUUCUACUUAUUUUCACUCGGCUGAAAUUAUUAAUAAUAAAAGAAACUGCUCUUGCUCAAUUAAUUGGUGAUUAUGGACGUUAUAGCCCUUCUUUUGAGAAGAAAAUGAUCGAAGAAAACCGAGAGGAUGGAUAUUGGAUUGAGGCUUUUCAAGCAGAAAAUCGAGGGGCUAUCGAAUUAGUAGCUUAUGGACUUAAUAAAGGAGAAAUCAAUCUUUAUCAAAAUCCAAACAAAACUACGGAACCAGGAGAGCCAACACUUAUUGAAAAUCUUGACUCUCCUGUGGCCAUGGAUCAAGCUGAUAUAACAGGCAAUGGAUAUAACGAUAUUAUUAUCUGCUUUCGAUACGGUAAAACAAUGUUAGAUUGCGAUCCUGACGGAGGAAAGAUCGUAUGGUUAGAAAACCCAGGACAAAAUGUCGAUAAAAAACUAUGGACAAAGCAUUAUGUAGGCAGAUCCACAGCAAUGCAUAGACUUAAAGUUGGUCAUUUUACGCAAAUUGAGCGGUGGGAAAUUUUAGGUUUACCUAUUGUUAGCCAGCCAUUUGAUUUACUUUCACCAGUACCUGUGUUGUUAUUUCGACAACCUGAUAGUAUAUUCAAUGCUACAGAAUGGCCUUUUGAAAUAAUUAAUCAGCACUUUUUUCAUCUAAUUCACGAUGCAACAAUAUUAAAAGGUGAUCAAUUGGAUAAUGUUCUUAUUGCAUCACGCGAAGGUAUCAGUUGGCUUUACUUUAAUCAAACGUUGAAACAAUGGAUGAUUGAAAGUAUUGGAAAGGGUGAACAAGCAGAAAAACAACAGACAGUAUACUAUGGCAGUGGAUGUAUCGAUGUAGGACAGGUCGGAAGCAAUCCUUUAUCUUAUAUUGCGACUGCUGAACCAUUUCAUGGAAACACGGUUGCAGUUUAUGUCAAAAACACAAACAAUACUUUAAAACAAAGUGAAUGGAAAAGAUAUGUACUGGAUGUAUAUGGACAGCCUAAUGAACAAGGUGAAGGUCCAAUUCAUCAUGUUGUCUCUGCUGACUUUGAUAAAGAUGGAGAUGAUGAAUUUCUUGUUGCACUUCGUGGACCAUUUCCCAAUCAAGGUGUCUAUCUUUAUAAACCGAUCGAUCACUCUCGUGGUUUAUUUUCGAAAUGGAAAGUUAGCAAUGACUCGGCUGCCAGAAUUGCUGUUGCCGACUAUGAUAACGAUGGUUUUCUUGACUUUGCAACUAUUAGCUACGCUGUUCCUGGCUAUUACGUAUCAGAAAAUCCUUCUAUUAACAUCUUUUACAAUCGAUUUGUCGAGGAGAAACCACAAAUUACCAACGAAAUACAAGUAAUGAAGCAAAACAAUGAACUCAUAUUUAAAGUUUCAAGACCAAGCAAAGUAUUACAAUAUCAAGCACUACCAUUUAUGACAAUACAUGGAAUCACCUUCUCAUUAGAAGUUUUGCCACCUCAUAGUUCACGUCAAGUAGACAGUCGUAUCUAUAUCAAGGUUCUUUGGGGAAAUAUAAUGUGGACAGAUUCUUCUAUAAAAUCAAAUCAAUUCGUCAACCAUUCACGCACAUUUCUGUGUCAACCAAGGACUGUUUGCUCUCUUGAGAUACAUAGUGAUAGUGACAGAAUUACAGCCGGAAGUGAAGGUGCACUUUUGUUUAUACACAAACUACGUGUUGACAUGAAUAAUAUUGCUCCAGUCGAUGAUAUUAAAAAAGUUACCCUUGAAAACUCACUACCAGAAUACUGUCCUGAAGAAACACGUCAAGUUGCUUUUCAAUUUAUUAGAUAUGAUCAAUAUGAUUCGGCAGAACAGUUCAAAGAUGUGGAAUUUUACAAUCUGAAAGGUUUUGACAUCAAGUUUGCGGAUAACAACGAACGCCUUUGUUAUGUGCAACUGUGGGCUGCUGGACUAGGUGUAAAUGCCGGUGUACACAAUCAUGCAAAGGCUUCAUUCUGUGAAAUUCAUGUCUGUAUCAUUAAUGGAAGUGGAAAAGGCGGUAUGCAUUAUCUCAAUAACUCCAAAGAAGUGUACGAUCCCCUUACAACACCGGACUCAGCAUUCGAAAAGUUACCAUUACCAAUAUUCUAUGAACACGGUGCUCUGUGGGAUAUCGAUUCACAAAACAAACCGGUUCUGCGAAGUGAUGGUACUGUUGUGUAUCCUUGGCACAAAUGGCAAGCUGGGACUAAUGGAUCGUUGAAUCAAUCAUUUGACAUUUGGACAGUUUUUGAAUUCAAUGCUCAGCUGUUAGCAUCGCCGUCUUGCUCACAUUCACUACUGAACUCUUAUAUCGUCUUGUUUUGUUCGUAUUUCGUUUCGUUUUUAUUUAUCAAUUAA